AUGGGAUGUAAACAUCUGGGAUUAGGGGAUGAAGAUUGUUUUAAUAUAUUCGACCAGGACCCUCAAAUUCAAUAUAACGGCCAAUGGGUCCUAAAUCAGUUUACGGAUCAAGGUGCCCAAUCGUCUCACUCAACUGGACAGAAUGGUUCCAGCAUAUCCGUACCAUUUUACGGGAAUCAAAUUAAAGUCUCAGGUAUAAUUCCGACGGGCCAAGGUCAACUGGUUGCGAAUUAUUCCAUUGAUGAUGGUCCACCAUCCACGAGUCAACUGUCUGUUAUCUCGCAAAGCACUCCAUUACUGUUCCAGCAGUUUUUCAUGUCUCCGAAUCUGACGCUGGACAAUCACACGAUUACUAUCACCGUUCUACAGACUGGUUUCGACAGGAACUAUACCUUCGAAAUGUUCACAGUCUGGCCAGAUACGAUGGAUGACAGCACUUCGGAUAAGAGUACUCAGCAAGGUGCUUCGGACAACGGUAGUCAACAAGACACAGAUGGGACUGGACGUGGCAAAAACACUGCGGCAAUUGUUGGUGGAGUGCUGGGAACCGUCAUAUUUUUGUCCUUAUGUCUUCUAGGGGUGUUCUACUUUUGGAAGAGGAGAAGACUCGCCAAGAUGUCCAGCGAUGGCCAACAGCGUUUGCCACCCAUGAUGUAUUACACCCGACCUUUAUCUGAACGGGAUUUUCAAGAGAAAGCUGAUUACACAGCUGAAGCUUCUGUGAUCGACACAGAUUCAAAAUUCACGUUCACCAGGCACAAGGGAGGAUCUACCAAUCAUACGCGAUCAUGGGUGUCAGUCAACAUGCCUCCCAGUGUACCGCAGAGCGCUGUCAUCAAUAAUCACGUUUCCGGCUGGUCAUCUUACAAAGGAUCAAGUGUCAUUGUCGAGCAACCCCAAGUUGAACGGUCGCAUUUCUCACCUUACACCGCCACCACGUUCUCUCCUUCGGGCUUCAGGGAACACAAGCCGCUUCCCGGAACGAGACGCUCGGCAGGGGUUCCCCCUAGGAUCGAGACACUGACUACAUCCUCUGAGUCGCUGGGCCCUUACGAAAACCGCAGAUUGUAG
Molecule: messenger RNA, 1071 nt
Organism: Fomitiporia mediterranea MF3/22
Lineage: Eukaryota; Fungi; Basidiomycota; Agaricomycetes; Hymenochaetales; Hymenochaetaceae
Exons: 4
Coding region: 1-1071 (356 amino acids)
Source: RefSeq, a predicted model, not a curated record